This is a messenger RNA of Onychostruthus taczanowskii (white-rumped snowfinch), 984 nucleotides long. RefSeq names its product scleraxis bHLH transcription factor (gene SCX). Gene Ontology annotation, biological process: regulation of transcription by RNA polymerase II; developmental process. Gene Ontology annotation, molecular function: protein dimerization activity; DNA-binding transcription factor activity, RNA polymerase II-specific; RNA polymerase II transcription regulatory region sequence-specific DNA binding. The coding region runs from base 102 to 713 and encodes 203 amino acids. The record is from RefSeq and is a predicted model, not a curated record. Lineage: Eukaryota; Metazoa; Chordata; Aves; Passeriformes; Passeridae. The transcript has 2 exons.
UAAAGCGGAUCGGCGAGAGCCAUGAGCGGCCGCAGCUGAGCACCCCGCGGCAUUCCCGCUUUUCCCAGCGGCAAUCCCCCCCCUUCCCCGGCUUUUCCAGCAUGUCCUUCGCCAUGCUGCGCUCGGCGCCGGGGCGCUUCCUGUACCCCGAGAUCAGCGCGCUGUCCGAGGACGAGGAGAACAGCGAGAGCUCGGGCUCGGAGGAGAAGCCCUUCCACAUGGAAGGCGGCGGGUUCGGAGAGAAGGGAGGCAAGCGGCGGAGCGGCAAGAGCCGCGGGAGGAUGUCCCGGGAGCCGCGGCAGCGGCACACGGCGAACGCCCGGGAGCGGGACCGCACCAACUCGGUGAACACGGCGUUCACGGCGCUGCGCACGCUGAUCCCCACCGAGCCGGCCGACAGGAAGCUGUCCAAGAUCGAGACGCUGCGCCUGGCCUCCAGCUACAUCUCGCACCUGGGCAACGUGCUGCUGCUCGGCGAGGCCGGCGGAGGAGGAGGAGGAGGAGGAGGAGGAGGAGGGCAGCCGUGCCACGGCGGGGCCGCCGCUUUCUGCGCCGCCGCCGCCGCCGCCGCAGCCGCCGCCGCCGGGGGAGCGUCGCCGCCCGGCCGGGAGGCGGAGAGCGCGCAGCCCCGGCAGAUCUGCACCUUCUGCCUCAGCAACCAGCGGAAAAUGAGCAAAGACCGGGACAGGAAGACGGGACAGCUCCGGAGCUAGGCCGGGAAUUCCAGCCGGGAAUUCCAGCCGGGAAUCCCAGCCAGAGCAGGGAAAGCCACGCUGGCGGAUUCCCGGAUCCAGGGACGUUUUCCUGCCGGAUCCCGCGGGAAGAGCGGCACCGACAUUCCAGCGGAUCCCAAGGGACACAGAGGAUGUGCCGGAAUUCCGGGAUAUCCAGGGAAUGCACCCACAGAGCCCCAGGGACGGCGGAGCCGCUCCGGGAACCCUCGGGAAUUCCUGCCCUGGGAUUCCGGAUCACGGAACACUUGGA